GUCCGCGAUCAGCCAUUUUUAAAAGGACCAUUCAGUGGCCGAUCGACUGUCGCCGUGCGCGGUCUGAUUGUACCUCUAAAUUAAACCCUAAUAAAAAAUAGCUAAUAAAAAAAAAAUCGCAAUAUUAAAAAUAAUAUAAAUUAUAAAAUUCCAUAAUAUCAAACCCACAAAUAAUAGUGAAAAAAUAAAAACAAGUUUCGGAGUAAAUUUUUGACCCUGAACUUAGUAUCGAAUAUUUAGUAUUUUUUUUUUUUUUCUUUCAGUGUAUUGUGUGUGUGUGUUUGUGAAAAGUCACAUUGUAUUAAAAAUUAAAUGGGCGUAAUUUGGAUAACUAAAACUACAUAUUAUUAUAAAUAAUUUAUUUAAAAAUGUACACAAAUACAUGGAGCAUUGAAAAAUAAAAAUUAAAAAUAAAAAAUAAUUUAAAGACGCCAUACACAAUAUUGUUAGUUACUGACUGAUUCCCCUCUUCUCCCCACUAUUUUUAUUUUUUUUUUUUCCUGUGAUCAUAUACUGGAAGCCGGAUUAAAAUUAAAUAAAUAAAAUUCAGUCAUUAUUUUUCAUUGACUUUGUACAGUUGGUGUUGAGUGUAAUUUAAAAAAUAAAAUUUAUUGAAUAUUAUUUGAGUUAAUUUUUGAUAUAUAUUCAAAUUGACAUAAAUAUGUCAGGUAUAACACAAAUGUCCAGUGGCUUGUCCAAAUUAAAAAAAAAACAUUUUCGUGUUAAGCAUCAAAAGGUCAAGCUUUUUCGUGCCAAUGAACCACUUCUCAGUGUUUUCAUGUGGGGUGUCAAUCACACGAUAAAUGAGCUUAGUCAUGUCAACAUUCCUGUCAUGCUUCUGCCAGAUGAUUUUAGGGCUUAUUCAAAGCUUAAAGUUGACAAUCAUCUUUUCAACAAGGAAAAUAUGCCAUCGCAUUUUAAAAUAAAAGAAUAUUGUCCACUUGUAUUUCGUAAUCUUCGUGAAAGAUUUGGCAUCGAUGAUUUGGACUACAAAGAAUCAAUGACAAGAUCACAACCAAUUUUGGAUGAUUCAUCUGGUAAAAGUGGAGCAAAAUUUUAUCAAUCAGAUGAUAAAUUAUUUAUAAUAAAAACACUAACAAGUGAAGAAGUUGAAAGAAUGCAUUCAUUUUUAAAACAUUAUCAUCCAUAUAUUGUUGAAAGACAUGGAAAAACAUUACUUCCUCAAUAUUUAGGAAUGUAUAGAUUAACUGUUGAUGGUGUUGAACAUUAUGUUGUUGCAAUAAGAAAUGUAUUUUCAAAUCAUUUAACGACACAUAAAAAAUUUGAUUUAAAAGGUUCAACAGUUGAUAGAGAAGCAUCAGAUAAAGAAAAAGAAAAAGAUUUACCAACAUAUAAAGAUAAUGAUUUUGUUAAAGAUGGAAUGAAAAUAUUUAUUGGUGAUGAAGCUAAAACAAAAUUAAUUGAAACACUAAGUGCUGAUGUUGAUUUUUUAACAAGAUUACAUUUAAUGGAUUAUUCAUUAUUACUUGGUCUUCAUGAUUGUGCAAGAGCUGAACAAGAAAAUCGUGAACGUGCUGAAAGAGGUGAAAAUGAUGAUAAUCAUGAUGAUGAAGAUGAUAGUGAAUCAGGAAGUGGUAUUGAUUCAAGAGUAGGUGGAGGAACUGGAACAGAUCGUUUAUGGGGAUGGAGUGGUGUUAGUGGAAUUGGUGGUGUUACUGGUUCAACAACACCACCAGAAUCACCACAUGCUGCACUUAUGAGAGAAACAAGUCUUCAAUAUGAAGAUGCUAUUAUUCCAGAGCUUGAUAUUUAUGCUAUUCCAAGUAGUGAAGGUGCACCAAACAAGGAAAUAUAUUUUCUUGCAAUAAUUGAUGUUUUAACGCAUUAUGGUGUACGUAAACAAGCAGCAAAAGCAGCAAAAACAGUCAAGUAUGGAUCAAAUGUCGAUGGAAUAUCAACAUGUGAUCCAGAUCAAUAUGGUAAACGUUUUAUUGAAUUUAUGAGUAAAGCUAUUGAAUAAAUUUUAAUCAAUACUUGUCUCUAUUUGUUUGAUAAUAUAUUCACAUUUUGCUGAUGAGUGACAUAUUGAUGCAUUUUAUGAGGUUUAUUUCAAUUAUAUAUUUCCUCAAAGAUCAAUGAGUUGUUCAUUUUAGUCGUGAUUUAAUUUAUACUACUAUUCUCUAUACCUUCUAUUCUAUAUUCAAUUCAAUUGUAUUUUUUUUUUUUUUCCACUUACACAGAGUAUCUGACACUCGAAAUUAAUAAUUCCUUAAAAUUAAUUUUUUUAUUUAUUUUCUUAUCACGAUGUAGACUGUAUCCGACUUUAAAUGAAUAAUUAAAAUGCUUAAAUAUUUUUUCUAUAAAUUGUCACAUAAAAAUAUAAAAAUUUAGAAAAAAAAAUAAAAAAAUGUUGAAAAGCAGAAACUUAAUAUAACAAAAAAAAAGAAAAAAAAAAAAAAAAGAUAUAUAUUUUACAAAGAUUUAACCAAUUUUUUAUCUAGUCCUCAGCUAUUAUUUUUUUUUUUUUUCAUUUCAUACGAUACUUUUUUUUUCACAUUGCCAAUUAAUUUAAAUCUUGAUUAAAAAAUUACUUUAGUUAAUUAUACAUUGAUAAUCAAUACUUUUUCAUAAUAAAUAAUUUUUUUUUUUUUCGAAUAUUGUUUGUUCAAUAGAAUUUUGCUCGAAAAAAAAAAAAAAAAAAAAGCGCUCAACUCUCUUUUGCGUCCUAUGCUAAGAUUUAUUAAUAAUAAAAAAAAAAAUGGAAUUGUUUUUUCUUUUUUCUUACUUGUAAAAAUUAAUAAUUAAAAUUAAAAAUAAAAAAAAAUAAUUGUCUGUAUCCACUCACACGAGAAAUAAAAAAAAUAAAAAAAAAAUAAAUUCUUCACUUAAAAAUAAAUUUCACAAUAACAUUGUUAAAAAUAAAUUUAAAAAAACUUAUCAAAGAAUAAAAAAAACCUAAUAUUAAAAUAAAUCAAAUAACAAAUCUGGAUAUCUGUUGAUUAAAUGUUUAUGUAUUCAGUAUUUUACAAAACUCGUAACAAUUAUUUCAAGCAAAAAAAAAAAAUAUGAAAAAUGAGAUUCUGUUAAUAUUAAAAAAGAUGUUCAAAUAAACGCUAAUAAUGUGUUUAUAAAUAAUAAUAAUAAACUAAUAGUGAUAAUGAUAAAACACAUAGUAAUAAUAGUAAAGAGAAAAUGGAGAAAUAAUUUCAUGUUUACUGUUGUGAAUAAAAAUAAAAAAAAAAAAAAAAAAAACAUUAAAAAAAAGUUGUUGCUUAAUCAAGCAUUACAAAUAUAUAUGAAAAAAAAAAAAAAACAAAU
Aphidius gifuensis is the source of this 3279-nucleotide messenger RNA. RefSeq names its product phosphatidylinositol 5-phosphate 4-kinase type-2 alpha (gene PIP4K). The coding region runs from base 662 to 1981 and encodes 439 amino acids. The record is from RefSeq and is a predicted model, not a curated record. Gene Ontology annotation, molecular function: phosphatidylinositol kinase activity. The transcript has 5 exons. Gene Ontology annotation, biological process: phosphatidylinositol metabolic process. NCBI's taxonomy places the organism in Eukaryota, Metazoa, Arthropoda, Insecta, Hymenoptera, Braconidae.